Penicillium longicatenatum is the source of this 1143-nucleotide messenger RNA. Its product is annotated as tRNA maturation protein LHP1. Gene Ontology annotation, molecular function: mRNA binding. Bases 1 to 1143 code for a protein of 380 amino acids. Gene Ontology annotation, cellular component: nucleus. The transcript has 3 exons. Gene Ontology annotation, biological process: RNA processing. NCBI's taxonomy places the organism in Eukaryota, Fungi, Ascomycota, Eurotiomycetes, Eurotiales, Aspergillaceae. The record is from RefSeq and is a predicted model, not a curated record.
AUGGCCGACGAACAGAAGCCCGCUCCCAAUGUGGAGGCUGAGAAGGAUGUCCAGAACGUUUUGAACGAACUGAAGGCCGAGAACAGCGGCGAGAACGUCGCCCAGGAAGACCCCGAGGAGGCUCGCAUCGUCGCCGCAGCUGCCAAGCUGGGUGAGAAGUCUGAGCAGUCUCAACAGUCUGGAGAGAAGCCACAGCAGCAGCAGGAGUCGCGCGGCCCUCACCGUUCCCGUAACGCCGCGAAGUUUGAUGCCUCCACCCUCGAGGAGACCGAUGACCCUGUCGAGAUCCGUAAGCAGGUUGAGUUCUACCUCUCUGACUCCAACCUCCCUCUGGACAAGUUCCUGCUGUCCCAGGUUGGCGGCAGCGCCAACAAUGCCGUGCCCCUCGAGCUUUUGCACUCCUUCAAGCGCAUGCGCCGAUUCCAACCCUUGUCCGCAGUUGUCGAGGCUCUGAAGACCGCCGAGACCGUUGAGCUGGUUGACAACGACACCGCCGUGAAGCGCAAGGUUCCUCUUCCCGAGUCCGUCACAACCGAGGUCAAUGAGGCCGGUAUCAAGAUUUGGGAGGACAAGACCAUGCCCCGCAGCAUCUACGCCAAGGGCUUCGGACGCGAAGAGCCUAGCACCCAGUACGAUAUUGAGAAAUUCUUCGAGGCUUAUGGACCUAUCAACGCUAUCCGUCUGCGCCGUGGCGAUGACCGGGGCUUCAAGGGCAGUGUGUUCGUCGAGUUCGCCUCCGAGGAGAAGCAGAAGGAGUUCCUGGCUCUUGAGCCCAAGCCCCAGUGGAAGGGCACCGAUCUGCUCAUCAAGAGCAAGAAGGAGUACUGCGACGAGAAGAUUGAAGAGAUAAAGAACGGCAAAGUUCAGCCCAACCAGCGUGGUCGUGGUGGUGGUCGUGGCGGUCGUGGACGCGGAGGUCGCGGUGGUCGCGGUGGUCGUGGCCGUGGCCGUGGUGGCCGCGGUGGUCGCAAUGACCGUGACUGGCGGGAACGCCGUGAUGAUGACAAGAAGAACGGUUUCCAGGAACCUCGACAGGAGAAGGACUCUCGUGGUGUCCCCGUUGUUCAGAGCACCGGCGAGAAGCGCUCCCACGAUGGCGAGGCUGGCGAUCGUCCUGCUAAGAAGGUGGAUGCUAAGGAGUAA